Messenger RNA from Electrophorus electricus (electric eel), 3160 nucleotides. The record is from RefSeq and is a predicted model, not a curated record. NCBI's taxonomy places the organism in Eukaryota, Metazoa, Chordata, Actinopteri, Gymnotiformes, Gymnotidae.
UAGUCGCUGUGCCGGCAGAGUGGAGGUUCUUCAUGAAGGACAGUGGGGAACAGUGUGUAGUGAUGGCUGGGAUAUGAGAGAUGCUGCAGUGGUGUGUAGAGAGCUGGGUUGUGGGGAGGCUGAAGCUGCAGUACAUAAUGCUCACUUUGGACCAGGAUCAGGACCAGUACUGAAGGGGUAUGCAAACUGUGGGGGAUCAGAGUCUACACUGAAUGAAUGUUUCAUUGGUCAUAAUAAUUACUACUGUGGGUCUCAUGCUGGAGAUGCUGGAGUCAUCUGUUCAGGUAGGAAAUCCAGACUUACUGACGGUCCUCACCUGUGCUCUGGGAGAGUGGAGUUACUUCAUAAUGGGACCUGGACCACAGUGUGUGAUGCUAACUUUGACCAGCAGGAUGCAGAGGUUGUGUGUAGAGAACUGGACUGUGGGCUUCCUGGGGAGGUGCUGGGAGCAGCUGCUUUUGGCAGAGGGGAGGGCCCGGUGUGGACAGAGGAGCUUCAGUGCAGAGGCAACGAAUCUGAUAUUUACUCCUGUCCAAUAACGUCUUCACCCAAACUUUGUUCCCAUGAUAAUGACGUGGGACUAAUAUGUUCAGGUUACACAGCGGCACAUCUGGUUAAUGGCUGGGACUCCUGUUCUGGUCGAGUGGAGCUCCAGUACCUCAGUGACUGGGGCUCAGUUUGUGGUGAUGGUUGGGAUAUGAGAGCUGCCAGUGUCCUCUGUGGACAGCUGAAGUGUGGGAGUGCUGUGGCUGUGUUGGGGGCAGACUGGUUUGGGGAGGGGAGUGACCACAUCUGGGCUGAUGUGUUUCACUGUCAUGGGAACGAGACACACCUGUCAGAAUGUCCCAUCUCAUCAUGGAGUCGAACAGCAUGUUCUCAUAAACAGGAUGCUGGAGUCAUCUGCAAUGGUUCCUCUCAGGCCUUUCAUGAGGGGCGAGUGCGGUUGUCUGGAGGGAGGGAGUGUGAGGGGCAGGUUGAGGUUUACUUCAUCCAGGACUGGAGGAGAGUUCUCCUGGACUCCCGGAGUGUGUCUGAGGCCUCAGUGAUCUGCAGACAGCUGGGUUGUGGUUCUGUGUUGAACUUCUCCAGCUCCUCUCCAUCCAGCCCUGAACAACACAGCCACAUGUGUAUGAUGGGUUUCAAUUGUUCUGGGAGUGAAGCUCAUCUGGGGAACUGCAGCAGUGCAAACCUCCUCAACCUGUCCUGCAGCUCCAGGGAACAGCUGUCAAUCACCUGCUCUGGUGUGUUUAACUCAGGCCACAGCUCCAUCAGACUGGUUGGUUCUGGUGGAGAUUGUGCAGGAAGACUGGAGGUUUUCCUCAACGGCUCAUGGGGAACUGUGUGUGAUGACUCAUGGGAUAUUGAGGAUGCCCAGGUGGUGUGCAGGCAGCUGCAGUGUGGAGUGGCCCUCAGUACCCACGUACCAGCCUGGUUUGGUCCUGGAACUGGACCCAUAUGGCUGAAUGAGGUGCAGUGUGACGGGAGCGAGACGUCCAUGUGGGACUGUAGGUAUCAGCUCUGUGGAGAAGAUGAGUGUGGACAUCAAGAGGAUGUAGGAGUGGUGUGUUCAGAAUUCAAAGAAAUGAGACUCAGUGAGGGGUGUGAAGGGAAUCUGGAAUUUUUCUAUAAUGGAACCUGGGGGAAUGUGUGUGUGAAUGGGAUGAAUGAAAAAACAGUAAGUUUGGUCUGUCGAGAGCUGAACUGUGGAAGAACAGGCAGUGAGUCCCCAUCCAGAGCAAGAGUUGAAUCAUCUCCUAACUGGCUGGAUCAGGUGAAAUGUAGGAAGCAUGACUCCACUCUGUGGCACUGCCCAUCUGAACCCUGGGGACAGAAUGAUUGUGAUAAUCACAUUGAGGUGGCUCACAUUACUUGUUCUGGAGAGAGAAAUUAUCAUGUGCAGCAAAGUCAUGUGAAAUGCUCCUCCUCUUCCUCCCAGAGCCAGUGCUCCAAUCACCUGCCUCUCAGGCUGAGGGGAGCAGAGGGAAGCUGCUCUGGGAGGCUGGAGAUUUAUCAUAACGCUGCGUGGGGCUCCAUCUGUGAUGAUCAGUGGGACAUCAGUGAUGCUGAGGUGGUCUGCAGACAGCUGGGCUGUGGGAAGGCACUGAGGGCUGAUGGCAGUGCUGCCUUUGGUGCUGGUGAAGGGGUGAUCUGGCUGAAUAGAGUGAAGUGUAGAGGGGAUGAAAUUCACCUGUGGGACUGCAGUUAUUCACUGAAGAACCACACUGACUGCUCCCACAAAGAGGAUGCUGGAGUCACCUGUGCAGAGCAACCUUUGCCCCCCACUGCUAGCUCCAGAACAACCACCAGAAACCCCAGCACCACAGUUGGUCAGAGGACAACAGCCAGUUGCCCACAAACUCCACCAGCAGCUGCUCUGUCCCUCCUUUCGGUGGUUCUCCUGGGAGUGCUGCUCUUCCUGGUCUUAGUGCUUCUCUCUGGGCUGGUUUACCAGAACAGAGUGCUCAGUAGAGUGCUCUUUAGUCGUUACACCCCCAGGUUCAACGUUCUAUCUAAUGCAGUCUAUGAGGAGAUCAACCACAGACUCAUCAUUAAAAGAACCAAUAACUCUGCUCAAAGGGGAAGUGUCCUUUCUGAAGCCCAGCAUUCAGGAUAUGAGGAUGUGGAUCAGGAGCUUCUCUCAGAGUCUCUGCAUGGCCCUGGUGUAGAGGACGUAGCUGAGAAUUAUGAUGAUGUCAUUACUGCUGAUCAGGACUCUGCUGUUGUGACAGAGGAGAUGACAGAGAACUAUGAUGAUGUUAUUAGCACUGGACUAAACCUCAACAUUAUAGCAGUGGACACACCAGAGAACAGUGAUGACGUCAUCAAUGCUGGACAGGAUGUAAGAGGUGUAAAUGGUGUGUUUAAUUCAGGCCACAGCUCCAUCAGACUGGUUGGUUCUGGGGGAGAUUGUGCAGGAAGGCUGGAGGUUUUCCUCAGUGGCUCUUGGGGGACAGUGUGUGAUGACUCAUGGGACAUUGAGGAUGCCCAGGUGGUGUGCAGGCAGCUGCAGUGUGGAGUGGCCCUCAGUGCCCACAUACCAGCCUGGUUUGGUCCUGGAACUGGGCCCAUAUGGCUGAAUGAGGUGCAGUGUGAGGGGAACGAGAUUUCCAUGUGGAACUGUAGGUAUCAACUCUGUGGACAAGAUGAGUGUGGACAUUAA